AUGUUCCUUCCCACAGCUUUCUUGAUCCUACUCUUCUUCUCAAACUCAAAUCCCACAUAUGUUUCAAGCCAAUCUGACAAAGAGUUGCUGCUCGAGUUGAGAAACAACCUCACCUAUGAUCCUUCUCUUUCAAGCAAGCUGGUGCAUUGGAAUGAAUCUAUCAGCUUCUGCCGGUGGGCCGGGGUGGAAUGCAACAGCAACGGAAGAGUUUCCGGCCUUGAUCUCAGCCAAGAAUCGAUCUCCGAUGGGAUCAACGGCGCCCACAGCCCUCUCUUCAGGCUCACAGCUCUGCAGAGUUUGAGCUUAUCCCAAAACUCCUUUGCUUCCAUUGAGUUCCCAUCUGGAUUCGGACAGCUGGCAGAGUUAAGGUAUCUCAGCCUAAGCAGUUCCGGUUUUUCGGGGCAGAUUCCAUCGGAUUUAUCAAACUUAACGAGGUUAGUUGCUCUUGAUCUAUCACAAGACUUCACCUCAUCACUCAAUCUCCCUAAUCUGCGGAGAUUGAUCCAAAACUUCACUAGCCUCACACAGCUUCAUCUCGAUGGAGUCAAUAUCUCUGCAAAUGGGAAUGCAUGGGGCAGCGGUAUAUCAUCUUCUCUGCCUAAUCUGGAGGUGCUCUCCCUCACCUCCUGCAGCUUAUCCGGCGUGGUUCCCGCGGAACUGCUCCGGAUAAACAGUCUGCAGAGGCUCCAUUUAGGCGGCAACGAGGCUCUCGGAGGCUCCUUCCCUGAAUUUCCUUCUGGUGGAUCUCUGUUAACGGAGCUCAAUGUUGCAGGUAGUAAUAUCUCAGGGCAAAUUCCUAGUACAAUCAAGAACCUUAGACGGCUGGUCGUGCUGAACCUCGCGAUGAACCGGUUUUCCGGUCCGGUUCCAUCUUUUGCUUUGUUGAAGAAUCUUACAAGAAUAGACCUUAAAGGGAAUAGAUUGACAGGCAGAAUCCCAGACUCCCUUUGGGAAGGCCUUGACAAUCUAAAUUCUCUAGAUUUGAGUGGGAAUUUGUUAGAAGGUGAAAUCCCACCAUCUCUGUUUCGUCUUCCACUUCUUGAAGAGUUACUUCUUUUCAACAACAGCUUUUCUGGUUUCAUCGGAGCCUCAACGAAUGUCGUGUCUCCGAUUCGAGCUCUUGAUCUCAGCUUCAACAGAUUGGAAGGCACCAUCCCUUCUUUCUUGUUCGAGCUCCGAAACCUUUCGACUCUCGAUCUCUCUUCCAACAAGUUUAAUGGCUCGGUUGAGCUAGCCGAUUUCCAGAAGCUGACGAGCCUCUCCGGACUCGUUCUCUCCUACAACAAUGUGUCUGUACGCGUCGAUGAAACGGCGUCGUUUGCUUCCUUGCUUCCUAAUGUCUGGACCUUGAAGCUGGCUUCUUGCAAGCUGCGGAAGCUGCCCAAUUUCGCGAAUUACACAGUUCUAGCAAUGCUUGAUCUCUCAGACAACGAGCUCGAAGGUGAGAUUCCUAACUGGAUGUGGGAAGGCUUCCUGCGUUUCUUGAACAUUUCACAAAACCGGUUUAGCCAUUUUCAAGAACCUUAUAAUCUCCGAAAGCUGGAUUACCUUAAUCUCCACGCGAACAGCCUCGUUGGCAGAAUCCCGUCUCCUUUGUCAUCUGCCGUCGUUUUGGAUUUCUCCGGCAAUAACUUCUCCUCCAUCUCCCCCGACGUCGGAGAUUCCCUGCGGCGCGCCAUGUUCUUCUCCGCCGCGGAUAAUCAGAUCGCGGGAGAGAUCCCGCAAUCCUUCUGCAAUGCGACCGGCCUCGACGUGCUGGACCUGUCGAACAAUGGAUUCCGUGGCGGAAUCCCUUCGUGUCUGCUCAACAACACGAUCAGAGUCUUGAAUCUGAGAAGAAACGAGCUCGACGGAGGCGUGCCGGAUGCGUUUCCUGUGAAUUGCUCCUUGGAAACUGUUGAUCUCAGCAGGAAUGUUCUAGAAGGGAAGCUUCCAGAAUCUUUGGCGAGAUGCAGCGAGCUCGAGGUGUUGGACCUCGCAAACAACGCGUUCGAUGACUCCUUCCCUUGCUGGCUCAGAACCUUCUCGAAGCUUCGUGUGCUUGUGCUGCGCAACAAUAUGUUGCAUGGAAACAUGAGCUGCUUAAGAGAGACGGAGACAUAUUCAUGGCGGAAUCUUCAAAUCAUCGAUUUGGCGUCCAACAACAUAACCGGCGUGAUACCCGCGAAAUUGUUUGAAAACCUGCAGGCGUUAAUCGAUGAGGAAAACCGGCCUGAUCACCUGCAUUUUAGUAUGGAGACAGUUGUUGGCCUUUACUAUCAAGAUUCGGUGACGGUUAGCAUGAAGGGGCAGACGUAUGAGCUGGAGAAGAUUCAGACGAUCUUCACCUCGAUCGAUUUCUCAGACAACAAUCUGCAAGGAGCGAUACCUAAUUCAAUUGGAGAAUUGAAAUCUCUGUAUCUCCUCAACUUGUCACGUAAUUCCUUUUCCGGCCAUAUUCCAUCAUCGGCGGCGCGUGCGGUGAAACUGCAGUCGCUGGACUUGUCGUUCAACGGCCUCGAUGGGGAGAUCCCGAGUGAGUUGGCUGAUCUGACGUUCCUCGCGGUGUUGAACUUGUCGUAUAAUGAUCUGGUUGGAAGGAUUCCUGCGGGCAGCCAGUUUCAGACGUUUGAGGAGAGCUCCUUCGCGGGGAACGCGGGGCUCUGCGGCUUCCCUCUCGACGUAGCUUGCGCUGAUGAGGGAGCGCCGCCGCCGCCUGCAUUUCUGCAAGGAGAGGAGGGAUUUUCGGAGAGAGAGCUAUAUGUGAGUUUGGUUUUGGGAUUUGGUGUGGGAUUAGGAUUCAUUGGUGCGCCGCUUUUGUUGUGUAAGAGAUGGAGAAGCUAUUACGAUAAGCAUCUCACUAGAAUUGCGUUUUUGGUUUUGCUGUGGUAG
This is a messenger RNA of Salvia miltiorrhiza (redroot sage), 2871 nucleotides long. Its product is annotated as receptor-like protein 6. The record is from RefSeq and is a predicted model, not a curated record. Gene Ontology annotation, molecular function: protein binding. Bases 1 to 2871 code for a protein of 956 amino acids. The transcript is spliced from 2 exons. NCBI's taxonomy places the organism in Eukaryota, Viridiplantae, Streptophyta, Magnoliopsida, Lamiales, Lamiaceae.